Messenger RNA from Chinchilla lanigera (long-tailed chinchilla), 2325 nucleotides. It is a transcript of the gene Zup1, whose product is annotated as zinc finger with UFM1-specific peptidase domain. NCBI's taxonomy places the organism in Eukaryota, Metazoa, Chordata, Mammalia, Rodentia, Chinchillidae. The coding region runs from base 407 to 2119 and encodes 570 amino acids. The record is from RefSeq and is a predicted model, not a curated record. The transcript has 11 exons.
CCCUAACGGAAGGCGGGCGAGCGCGCCGCCGGGACCGCGCCUCUUCCGGGCGCGCGGCUGUGGACCUGCUGCCGGGACGGGGGCGGUCCUUGGCGUCUCCGCGGCUUUUCUGGGUGCACUGUGCCGCUGCGAUAGGUGGCGAGCCCGGCUGUAGCCUUCCCGGCGGGGAGAGACGCUCCGCCCCGCACAGUGCUGGCCUGCGGGACGCCCGGCUCUCGGGCGGAGGAGCCGAGCGGAAGGAGGAAGCCGGGCUGGCGGCGGCCGGCUCUCGGCCGAUUUUUUUCAGAUUUUGGAGUAUUUGCACAUGCGGAAUGAGAUACCAUGAGGAUGGGACCCAAGCAUAAACAUGAAAUUCAUUUGUUUCAUUUACAGUUGAUACACAUAGCCUGAAGCUACCAAUCUUACCAUGCUUCCCUGUGAUAUUUGUGGUGAAAUGGUAACCUCAGAAUCGGAUAUGAAGACUCACCUCUUAAUUGUUCACAUGGAAAAUGAAGUUGUAUGUCCAUUUUGCAAGUUGUCAGGUGUCAAUUAUGAUGAAAUGUGCUUUCACAUUGAAACUGCUCAUUUUGAGCAGAAUACUCUAGAAAGAAACUUUGAGAGGGUGAACCCAAUGCAGUAUGGAACUUCAGAUAACAAGGACAGCACUCUGCAGACUACGAUGGAAGCUUGUGCAUCUAGUCAUCCAAAAUGUUCAGCUCAAAGCCUUCCUACAGAUGGUACUUUAAAACAUGAAGUCUUUUAUUCAGAGAACUUAACUGGACCUAGAAAAUUCCUGAAAAGUAGGGAAAACCAGUCUGACUUAUUUGAAACAAAAGAAUCAAUUUAUGACACAAUGUAUAGUCCUCCUGAAUGUCCAUUCUGUGGAAAGAUAGAAGAAUGUAGUCAAGAUAUGGAAAAUCAUGUGAAAACAAAGCAUGUCAGUCUUUUAGACCCACCAUUAGAAGACUGUGAUCAAGCAUUGUAUGACUGCCCUAUGUGUGGGCUCGUCUGUACAAACUACCAUAUUCUCCAGGAACAUGUUGACUUGCAUUUAGAAGAAAGGAGCUUUCAACAAGGCAUGGAUAGAAUUCAGUGUUCUGCUGAUCUAGAAUUGGCUCACCAGCUUCAGCAGGAAGAAGAUCGGAAGCAAUCUGAGGAAUCAAGACAAGAAAUGCAGGAAUUCCAGCAGCUGCAGCAACAAUAUGGUUUAGAUGGGUCUGGAGGAUAUAAACAACACCAACUGCGAAAUAUGGAAAUAGAAGUAAAUAGAGGAAGAAUGCACCCGACUGAGUUUCACAGGAGAAAAGCUGACCUUAUGGAAUCCCUAGCUGUUGGUAUUGAUGAUGGAAAAACAAAAACUUCUGGAAUUAUUGAAGCACUUCAUAGAUACUAUCAGAGUACUGCCACAGAUGUGAGGCGUGUGUGGCUUUCUGCAGUGGUAGAUCACUUUCAUUCCUCUCUAGGUGACAAAGGUUGGGGUUGUGGUUACAGAAAUUUCCAAAUGCUACUUUCAUCAUUAUUACAGAAUGAGGCUUAUGAUGAUUGCUUGAAAGGUAUGUCAGUUCCUUGUAUUCCAAAAAUUCAGUCUAUGAUUGAAGAUGCAUGGAAAGAAGGUUUUGACCCUCAGGGGGCCUCUCAACUUAAUAACAGGUUACAGGGAACAAAAGCCUGGAUUGGAGCAUGUGAAGUAUUUACCCUCCUGACUUCCCUGAGGGUCAAGUGCCGUAUUGUUGAUUUUCACAAGGCAACUGGUCCUUCGGGUACACACCCUCGCUUAUUUGAAUGGAUAUUGAACUAUUACUCUUCAGAGCAGGAAGGGAAUGCAAAGGUAGUAUGCACAUCCAAACCUCCUAUCUAUCUCCAGCAUCAAGGUCAUAGUCGAACAGUUGUUGGAAUUGAAGAGAGAAAAAACAGAACAUUAUGUUUACUAAUAUUUGAUCCUGGAUGUCCUUCCCGAGAAGUGCAGAAACUGUUAAAACAAGACCUUGAGGCGAGUAGUCUCAAGCAACUUAGGAAAUUCGUGGGGAAUCUAAAACAUAAGCAAUACCAGAUAGUGGCAAUAGAGGGUGCUCUUUCUCCAGAGGAGAAAGCGGCCAGGAGACAAGCUUCUCAAGUCUUUACAGCGGAGAAGAUUCCUUGAAGAAUUAAGCUUUUUGGUGAUUAUGGCAUUGCCCUUUGUUUUCCAAACUCUGAUAUGGAACUCUUUAAUACAACUUAAGAAUCUGCAAAUUCUCUUAAGUGCUCAACAUGUUUGCCUACAUUACAUUUUACCUUAAAAAAAAAUUAAACCUUUAGUGCUUUAUUAUCUACUAAUUGUUUCAAUAAAAUAUUUUCUUUGCACUGAAA